Molecule: messenger RNA, 9009 nt
Organism: Puma concolor (puma)
Lineage: Eukaryota; Metazoa; Chordata; Mammalia; Carnivora; Felidae
Source: RefSeq, a predicted model, not a curated record
AUGACCCGGAGCCUGUUUGGGUUUCGAAAAAACGAUGAAAUGAAAGCUAUGGAUGUUUUGCCAAUUUUAAAGGAAAAAGUUGCAUACCUUUCAGGUGGCAGAGAUAAACGUGGAGGUCCCAUUUUAACGUUUCCAGCCCGCAGCAAUCAUGAUAGAAUACGACAGGAGGACCUCAGGAGACUGAUUUCGUAUCUAGCCUGUAUCCCUAGUGAAGAAGUCUGCAAGCGAGGAUUCACGGUGAUCGUGGACAUGCGUGGGUCCAAGUGGGACUCCAUUAAGCCUCUUCUGAAGAUACUGCAGGAGUCCUUUCCCUGUUGCAUCCAUGUUGCCCUGAUAAUCAAGCCAGACAACUUUUGGCAGAAACAGAGGACUAAUUUUGGCAGUUCUAAAUUUGAAUUUGAGACAAAUAUGGUCUCUUUAGAAGGCCUUACCAAAGUAGUUGAUCCUUCUCAGCUCACCCCCGAGUUUGAUGGCUGCUUGGAGUACAACCAUGAAGAAUGGAUUGAAAUCAGAGUUGCUUUUGAAGACUACAUUAGCAAUGCGACCCACAUGCUGUCUCGGCUGGAGGAACUUCAGGACAUCCUCGCCAAGAAGGAAUUGCCUCAGGAUUUAGAGGGGGCUCGGAAUAUGAUCGAGGAGCAUUCGCAGCUGAAGAAGAAGGUGAUUAAAGCCCCCAUAGAAGACUUGGAUUUAGAGGGACAGAAGCUGCUUCAGAGGAUUCAGAGCAGUGACAGCUUUCCCAAAAAGAACUCCGGCUCGGGCAACGCGGACCUGCAGAGCCUCCUACCCAAGGUGUCUGCCAUGUUGGACCGGCUGCACUCAACUCGGCAGCACCUGCAUCAGAUGUGGCACGUGAGGAAGCUGAAGCUGGACCAGUGCUUUCAGCUGAGGCUGUUUGAACAGGAUGCCGAGAAGAUGUUUGACUGGAUCACACACAACAAGGGCCUGUUUCUGAACAGCUACACCGAGAUUGGGACCAGCCAUCCUCACGCAAUGGAGCUCCAGACACAGCACAACCACUUUGCCAUGAACUGUAUGAACGUGUAUGUAAACAUAAACCGCAUAAUGUCGGUGGCAAAUCGCUUGGUAGAGUCUGGCCACUACGCCUCUCAGCAGAUCAAGCAGAUUGCGAACCAGCUGGAGCAGGAGUGGAAGGCAUUUGCGGCAGCCCUGGAUGAGCGGAGCACCUUGCUGGACAUGUCCUCCAUUUUCCACCAGAAGGCUGAGAAGUACAUGAGCAACGUGGACUCGUGGUGUAAAGCCUGUGGAGAGGUGGACCUUCCCUCGGAGCUGCAUGACCUGGAGGACGCCAUUCACCACCAUCAGGGGGUAUACGAGCACAUCACUCUUGCUUAUUCUGAGGUGAGCCAGGACGGGAAGUCGCUCCUCGACAAGCUCCAGCGGCCGCUGACUCCCGGCAGCUCCGACUCCCUGACGGCCUCCGCCAACUACUCCAAGGCGGUGCACCACGUCCUCGACAUCAUCCACGAGGUGCUGCACCACCAGCGGCAGCUCGAAAACAUCUGGCAGCACCGCAAGGUCCGGCUGCACCAGCGGCUGCAGCUCUGUGUCUUCCAGCAGGACGUGCAGCAGGUGCUGGACUGGAUUGAGAAUCAUGGAGAAGCGUUUCUCAGCAAACAUACGGGUGUGGGGAAAUCACUUCAUCGGGCCAGAGCUUUGCAGAAACGCCAUGAAGAUUUUGAAGAAGUAGCCCAGAACACAUAUACCAACGCGGAUAAAUUACUGGAAGCAGCAGAACAGCUGGCGCAGACCGGGGAAUGUGACCCAGAAGAGAUUUAUCAGGCUGCCCAUCAGCUUGAAGACCGGAUACAAGAUUUUGUUCGGCGUGUAGAGCAGCGGAAGAUCCUGCUGGACAUGUCGGUCUCGUUUCACAGCCAUGUCAAGGAGCUGUGGACGUGGCUGGAGGAGCUGCAGAAGGAGCUUCUGGAUGACGUGUAUGCCGAGUCGGUGGAGGCCGUGCAGGACCUCAUCAAGCGCUUUGGCCAGCAGCAGCAGACGACCCUGCAAGUGACGGUGAACGUGAUCAAGGAAGGGGAGGACCUCAUACAGCAGCUGAGGGACUCUGCCAUUUCCAGCAACAAGACCCCCCACAACAGCUCCAUCAGCCACAUCGAGACAGUGCUGCAGCAGCUGGACGAGGCCCAGGCCCAGAUGGAGGAGCUCUUCCAGGAGCGCAAGAUCAAGCUGGAGCUCUUCCUGCAGCUGCGCGUGUUCGAGAGGGAUGCCAUCGAUAUCAUCUCAGACCUUGAGUCUUGGAAUGAUGAGCUUUCUCAGCAAAUGAACGACUUUGACACAGAAGAUCUCACAAUAGCGGAACAGCGCCUGCAGCACCACGCAGACAAAGCUCUGACCAUGAAUAACUUAACCUUCGAUGUCAUCCACCAAGGGCAGGACCUUCUGCAGUAUGUCAAUGAAGUGCAGGCCUCUGGCGUGGAGCUGCUUUGCGACAGAGACGUAGACAUGGCCACCCGGGUCCAGGACUUGCUGGAGUUCCUUCACGAGAAGCAGCAGGAGCUGGAUGUUGCGGCUGAGCAGCAUCGGAAGCACCUGGAACAGUGUGUGCAGCUUCGCCACCUGCAGGCCGAGGUGAAGCAGGUGCUGGGCUGGAUCCGCAACGGAGAGUCGAUGCUGAAUGCCGGACUCAUCACAGCCAGCUCCUUGCAGGAGGCAGAGCAGCUGCAGAGGGAGCACGAGCAGUUCCAGCACGCCAUCGAGAAGACACAUCAGAGUGCGCUGCAGGUGCAGCAGAAGGCGGAGGCCAUGCUGCAGGCCAAUCACUAUGACAUGGACAUGAUCAGGGACUGUGCCGAGAAAGUGGCGUCUCACUGGCAACAGCUCAUGCUCAAGAUGGAAGACCGCCUCAAGCUGGUGAACGCGUCUGUCGCCUUCUACAAAACCUCAGAGCAGGUCUGCAGCGUCCUCGAGAGCCUGGAGCAGGAGUACAAGAGAGAAGAGGACUGGUGUGGAGGGGCCGACAAACUGGGCCCCAACUCCGAGACAGACCACGUCACCCCAAUGAUCAGCAAGCAUCUGGAGCAAAAGGAAGCGUUCCUGAAGGCUUGCACACUUGCUAGAAGGAAUGCAGAUGUCUUCCUGAAGUACCUGCACAGGAAUAGUGUGAACAUGCCGGGAAUGGUGACCCACAUCAAAGCUCCUGAACAACAAGUAAAAAAUAUCUUGAAUGAACUCUUCCAGCGGGAGAACAGGGUAUUGCAUUAUUGGACCAUGAGGAAGAGACGGCUAGACCAGUGCCAGCAGUAUGUGGUCUUUGAACGAAGUGCCAAGCAGGCUUUAGAGUGGAUCCAUGACAACGGAGAGUUCUACCUUUCCACACAUACGUCCACGGGUUCCAGCAUACAGCACACACAGGAGCUCCUGAAAGAGCAUGAGGAGUUUCAGAUCACCGCGAAGCAAACCAAAGAGAGAGUGAAGCUGUUGAUACAGCUGGCUGAUGGCUUUUGUGAAAAAGGGCAUGCCCAUGCAGCAGAGAUAAAAAAAUGUGUCACUGCAGUGGAUAAGAGGUACAGGGAUUUCUCUCUGCGGAUGGAGAAGUACAGGACCUCUUUGGAGAAAGCCCUGGGGAUUUCUUCAGAUUCCAACAAAUCGAGUAAAAGUCUUCAGCUGGACAUAAUCCCCGCCAGUGUCCCUGGGUCAGAGGUGAAGCUUCGCGAUGCUGCUCAUGAACUUAACGAAGAAAAACGGAAGUCGGCCCGCAGGAAAGAGUUCAUAAUGGCGGAGCUAAUUCAAACUGAAAAGGCUUACGUGAGGGACCUCCGGGAGUGUAUGGAUACAUACCUGUGGGAGAUGACCAGCGGGGUGGAGGAGAUCCCGGCCGGCAUCGUAAACAGAGAGCUCGUCAUCUUCGGGAACAUGCAGGAAAUCUAUGAGUUUCACAAUAACAUAUUUCUGAAAGAGCUGGAAAAAUAUGAGCAGUUGCCAGAAGACGUUGGACACUGCUUUGUUACUUGGGCAGACAAGUUUCAGAUGUAUGUCACGUAUUGCAAAAAUAAGCCGGAUUCUACUCAGCUGAUACUAGAGCAUGCAGGGUCCUACUUUGAUGAAAUACAACAGCGGCAUGGAUUAGCCAAUUCCAUCUCUUCUUACCUUAUUAAGCCGGUUCAGCGAAUAACAAAGUAUCAGCUUCUUUUAAAAGAGCUACUCACUUGCUGUGAGGAAGGAAAAGGGGAGAUAAAAGACGGCCUCGAGGUGAUGCUUAGUGUGCCAAAGCGGGCCAACGAUGCCAUGCACCUCAGCAUGCUGGAAGGGUUUGACGAAAAUAUUGAGUCUCAGGGAGAACUCAUCCUGCAGGAAUCCUUCCAAGUGUGGGACCCAAAAACCUUAAUUCGAAAGGGUCGAGAACGGCAUCUCUUCCUUUUUGAAAUGUCUUUAGUAUUUAGUAAAGAAGUGAAAGAUUCCAGUGGGAGAAGCAAGUACCUUUAUAAAAGCAAAUUGUUUACCUCAGAGCUGGGUGUCACAGAGCACGUGGAAGGAGACCCUUGCAAGUUUGCGCUGUGGGUGGGGAGGACGCCAGCCUCAGACAAUAAAAUCGUCCUUAAGGCUUCCAGCAUAGAAAACAAGCAGGACUGGAUAAAGCACAUCCGCGAAGUGAUACAGGAAAGGACAAUUCACCUGAAAGGGGCCCUGAAGGAGCCCAUUCACAUCCCCAAGACGGCACCGGCCACGAGACAGAAGGGAAGGAGGGACGGAGAGGAUCUGGAUAGCCAGGGCGAUGGGAGCAGCCAGCCUGACACCAUUUCAAUUGCCUCACGGACAUCUCAGAACACACUGGACAGCGAUAAGCUCUCUGGCGGCUGCGAGCUGACGGUGGUCAUCCACGACUUCACCGCCUGCAACAGCACGGAGCUGACCAUCCGCCGUGGCCAGACCGUGGAAGUGUUGGAGCGGCCCCACGACAAGCCUGACUGGUGUCUGGUGCGGACCACCGACCGGUCCCCUGCCGCGGAAGGCCUGGUCCCCUGCGGCUCUCUGUGCAUCGCCCACUCUAGAAGCAGCAUGGAGAUGGAGGGCAUCUUCAACCACAAAGACUCGCUGUCCGUCUCCAGUAACGAUGCCAGCCCGCCCGCCUCUGUGGCCUCUCUCCAGCCCCACAUGAUGGGGGCCCAGAGCUCCCCGGGCCCCAAGCGCCCGGGCAACACGCUGCGCAAGUGGCUGACGAGCCCGGUGCGACGGCUGAGCAGCGGCAAGGCCGACGGGCACGUGAAGAAGCUGGCGCACAAGCACAAGAAGAGCCGGGAGGUCCGCAAGAGCGCCGAUGCCGGCUCGCAGAAGGACUCGGACGACAGCGCAGCCACCCCGCAGGACGAGACGGUGGAAGAGAGGGGCCGGAACGAGGGCCUGAGCAGCGGCACACUCUCUAAGUCCUCCUCGUCGGGCAUGCAGAGCUGCGGGGAGGAGGAAGGGGAGGAGGGCGCCGACGCCGUGCCCCUCCCCCCGCCCAUGGCCAUCCAACAGCACAGCCUGCUGCAGCCGGAUUCACAGGACGACAAGGCCUCUUCCCGGUUAUUAGUCCGGCCCACCAGCUCCGAAACGCCAAGCGCGGCCGAGCUCGUGAGUGCGAUUGAAGAACUCGUGAAGAGCAAGAUGGCUCUGGAGGACCGGCCCAGCUCACUCCUUGUUGACCAGGGAGACAGUAGCAGCCCCUCCUUCAACCCUUCCGACAACUCCCUUCUCUCCUCCUCUUCGCCCAUCGAUGAGAUGGAGGAAAGGAAAUCCAGCUCCUUAAAGAGACGGCACUAUGUUUUGCAAGAACUAGUGGAGACAGAGCGUGACUAUGUGCGGGACCUCGGCUGUGUGGUUGAGGGCUACAUGGCUCUCAUGAAAGAAGAUGGUGUUCCUGAUGACAUGAAAGGGAAGGACAAGAUUGUAUUUGGCAACAUCCAUCAGAUUUAUGACUGGCACAGAGACUUUUUUUUAGGAGAGUUGGAGAAGUGCCUUGAAGAUCCGGAAAAACUAGGAUCCCUUUUUGUUAAACAUGAGAGAAGGUUGCACAUGUACAUAGUUUAUUGUCAAAAUAAACCAAAGUCUGAGCACAUUGUCUCAGAAUACAUUGAUACCUUUUUUGAGGACCUAAAGCAGCGUCUUGGCCACAGGCUGCAGCUCACAGAUUUGCUCAUCAAACCAGUGCAGAGGAUCAUGAAGUACCAGCUGCUCCUGAAGGACUUCCUCAAGUAUUCCAAAAAAGCUAGCCUGGAUACAUCAGAAUUAGAGAGAGCAGUGGAAGUCAUGUGCAUCGUACCCAAGCGGUGCAACGACAUGAUGAACGUCGGGCGGCUGCAGGGAUUUGACGGUAAAAUUGUUGCCCAGGGCAAGCUGCUCCUGCAGGACACAUUCUUGGUCACGGACCAAGACUCGGGACUUCUGCCUCGCUGUAAAGAGAGGCGGGUUUUCCUCUUUGAGCAGAUCGUCAUUUUCAGUGAACCACUUGAUAAAAAAAAGGGCUUCUCCAUGCCGGGAUUCCUGUUUAAGAACAGCAUCAAGGUGAGUUGCCUUUGCCUGGAGGAAAACGUGGAAAACGAUCCCUGUAAAUUUGCUCUGACAUCGAGGACGGGUGGUGUGGUGGAGACCUUCACUCUGCACUCGUCCAGUCCAAGUGUCCGGCAAACAUGGAUCCAUGAAAUCAACCAAAUUUUAGAAAACCAGCGUAACUUUUUAAAUGUGACCCCUGGUGGCAGACACCACUCCCCCGUGCUGGUCUCCUCUGCAGCCUCGAGCCAGGCAGAGGCAGACAAGAUGUCAGGUACGUCCACUCCCGGCCCUGCACCGCCCCCUCCCGGCAGCAGCCCCGCCCCGGAGGCCGGCCCCGGCCAGGCCGGCAGGCGCGCCCCGGGAGAGCCCGAAGGCCCCGAGCGAGAAGCGGAGCACAUCCCCAAGAUGAAGGUGAUCGAGAGCCCCAGGAAGGCCUCGGGGAAUGCCGCAGGCGCCAGCCGCGAUGCGGACGCCAGGGAGGCGCGGGCCAACCCGGAGGACAGCCGCUCGCGGAGCAGCCUGGGCUCGCUGCCCCUGGGAAAGCCCAGGCCCGGGGCCGUCUCGCCUCUGAACUCACCUGUGGCCACCGCGUUCCCUUCUCCCAUCGGCAAGGAGCCCUUUCCCCCCGGCAGCCCCCUGCAGAAGGGGGGCUCCUUCUGGAGCUCCAUCCCCGCCUCUCCCGCCAGCCGGCCGGGCUCCUUCACCUUCCCGGGGGACAGCGACUCCCUCCAGCGGCAGGCGCAGCGCCACGCGGCCCCCGGCAAGGACACGGACCGCAUGAGCACGUGCUCCUCGGCCAGCGAGCAGUCCGUGCAGUCCACGCAGAGCAACGGGAGUGAAAGCAGCAGCAGUAGCAACAUCUCCACCAUGUUGGUGACACACGAUUACACGGCAGUGAAGGAGGAUGAGAUCAACGUCUACCAAGGAGAGGUCGUUCAGAUUCUGGCCAGCAAUCAACAGAACAUGUUUCUGGUGUUCCGAGCCGCCACUGACCAGUGCCCCGCCGCCGAGGGCUGGAUUCCGGGCUUCGUCCUGGGGCACACCAGUGCAGUCAUCGUGGAGAACCCCGAUGGGACCCUCAAGAAGUCAACAUCUUGGCACACAGCACUCCGUUUAAGGAAAAAAUCUGAGAAAAAAGAUAAAGACGGCAAACGGGAAGGCAAGUUAGAGAACGGUUAUCGGAAGUCUCGGGAAGGACUCAGCAACAAGGUAUCUGUGAAGCUUCUCAACCCCAACUACAUAUAUGACGUUCCCCCAGAAUUCGUCAUUCCCUUGAGUGAGGUCACGUGUGAGACAGGGGAGACCGUUGUUCUUAGAUGUCGAGUUUGUGGCCGCCCCAAGGCCUCGAUCACCUGGAAGGGCCCUGAACACAACACCUUGAACAACGACGGUCACUACAGCAUCUCCUACAGUGACUUGGGAGAGGCCACUCUGAAGAUUGUGGGUGUGACCACAGAAGAUGACGGCACCUACACGUGCAUCGCUGUGAACGACAUGGGUUCGGCCUCGUCCUCAGCCAGUCUGAGGGUGCUGGGUCCAGGGAGUGAUGGGAUCAUGGUGACCUGGAAAGACAACUUUGACUCCUUCUACAGCGAAGUGGCUGAGCUUGGCAGGGGCAGAUUCUCUGUCGUUAAGAAAUGUGAUCAAAAAGGAACCAAACGAGCAGUGGCCACUAAGUUUGUGAACAAGAAGUUGAUGAAGCGUGACCAGGUCACCCACGAGCUUGGAAUCCUGCAGAACCUCCAGCACCCGCUGCUUGUUGGCCUCCUUGAUAGCUUCGAGACCCCCACCAGCUACAUCCUGGUUUUGGAAAUGGCUGACCAGGGACGUCUCCUGGACUGUGUGGUGCGAUGGGGAAACCUCACCGAAGGGAAGAUCAGGGCGUAUCUGGGGGAGGUUCUGGAAGCCGUCCGAUACCUUCACAACUGCAGGAUAGCGCACCUGGACCUCAAGCCUGAAAACAUCCUGGUGGAUCAGAGUUCGGCCAAGCCAACGAUCAAACUGGCUGACUUUGGAGAUGCUGUCCAACUCAACACGACCUACUACAUCCACCAGUUGCUGGGGAACCCCGAGUUUGCGGCCCCCGAAGUUAUCCUUGGGAACCCCAUCUCCCUGACCUCGGAUACAUGGAGUGUCGGAGUGCUCACAUAUGUGCUUCUCAGUGGCGUGUCCCCCUUCCUCGACGACAGCGUGGAGGAGACCUGCCUGAACAUUUGCCGACUAGACUUUAGCUUCCCAGAGGACUGCUUCAAAGGAGUGAGCCAGAAGGCCAAGGAGUUCGUGUGUUUCCUCCUCCAAGAGGACCCUGCCAGGCGUCCCUCGGCUGCUCUGGCCCUCCAGGAGCAGUGGCUGCAGGCGGGCCAAGGCAGUGGCAAAGGUGCGGGCGUCCUCGACACGUCCAGACUGACUUCCUUCAUUGAGCGGCGCAAACACCAGAACGAUGUUCGACCUAUCCGUAGCGUUAAAAACUUCUUACAGAGCAGGCUUUUGCCUAGAGUCUGA